This is a messenger RNA of Harpia harpyja (harpy eagle), 1981 nucleotides long. RefSeq names its product palmdelphin (gene PALMD). Gene Ontology annotation, cellular component: cytoplasm; membrane. Bases 257 to 1909 code for a protein of 550 amino acids. The transcript is spliced from 8 exons. Lineage: Eukaryota; Metazoa; Chordata; Aves; Accipitriformes; Accipitridae. The record is from RefSeq and is a predicted model, not a curated record. Gene Ontology annotation, biological process: regulation of cell shape.
CUGUUCCAACUUGUCAGUCAACUCAUGCCAGCACUCUCCACGUCUGCCUCUUCUACACACCCUCAUUACAUGUGUCUGUCUGGACUGAUCUGCUCAUCUGUUCAGGGAGUCUCCUGACAAGUCAAAAAUUCUGCCUUCUCUCUGCUCUGGAAUUGGAUCAAAUCACUUCAGCUUUUUUUGUAGCCCCACCAGGAGGCUUUUUGCUUAUGGUCUUAUUCUGUUUUCCUUCACUACUUGUCUGUUUUUGAUUUCUAGAAUGGAGGAAGCCGAAUUGCUGAAAGAAAGAUUCCAGGCCAUAACAGACAAAAGAAAACUGCAAGAAGAAAUUACACAGAAACGUCGAAAAGUGGAAGAGGAAAAAAUGAAACAUCAACAUUUAAAGAAAAAGGCCUUGCGAGAAAAAUGGCUCUUGGAUGGCCUUAGUUCUCUCACUCCAAAAGAGCAAGAAGAAAUGCAAAAGCAGAAUCAGGAGGACCAACAACGGACUGAUGAGCUGGAACAAGACAUUUUCAGACUGGAGAAGGAAAUUGAGGCUCUGGAAAGAGAGGAAAUGGAAGUCUCAGCUAAGGAAGAAGCAAUUUUAAAGAAACUUAAGUCUGUUGAGAAAACAACAGAAGACAUAAUAAAGUCUGUGAAGACUGAAAAAGCAGGAGUUGCAAAAGAGGCAGCAGACUACAUAUACACCAGCAUACCUGACCUUCCCAAGUAUUUCAGGCCUUCCGCACUGAGAAGUACUGCACAUGCUGCCACUGAUGAUGAAGAAAAGAGAAAAGCAUUGUUUGCCAUGGAAAUUAAAGUUGAAAAAGACAUGAAGACAGGAGAAAACACAGUGUUAUCAACAAUACCUCUUCCCUCAAAGGAGUUUAAAGAGACAGGGAUUAAAGUGUAUGAUGAUGGCAGGAAGUCAGUCUAUGCAGUGUCCUCAAAUGGCAGUACAACACAAAAUGGCAUGGAUGAACUUGCUCCUGUUGAGGUGGAGGACCUGCUACGGCAGGCAACUGAAAAAAAUUCCCAGUCUCCCACAGAGUACCAUGAGCCUGUGUUUGCAAACAAAUUUUGCAGGCCAGUUACUCCUCAGAAAGACAAAUUAGUCCCUGGACCAAAACUGGAAGACACUCACAGAAGAGAGAUUAAUGGAUUUAGUAAUCAUCAGACAGAAUUCUCCUCUAAAACAGAGCCCUUUAUGCAGCAACAUAAAGAGAAUGGGCUUGAUCUUCCAAAGGUAAUGCAGCCAAAGUCUGCCUCUCCAGUACUUUCCCAUUCAGAGAAGACAGCGCACACUAAUCCUGAGAACAGGAUGGCACAUAAUGAAGAAAGAAAAGCUGUGUAUGAGGAAUUAAAACCUUACCAGAAUACAAGAGAAAGACAUAAUGAGACAAGGUUAAGUCCCUGCCAUCUUAAUGAAAUAUCCCCUGCACCUCAAGAUGAGGAAGAUGUUCAAUACAGCAUUGUCCAAGCUGUACCAUGUUACGUGGAUGAUUCUGAACCAGUAACAAUGAUUUUCAUGGGUUAUCAGCGCAUUGAUGAUGACGAUGCAGAAGCAGACCAAAAGUUGUCACGAUAUGAUGGGGUUAUCCGCGCAGAAUUAGUUAUCAUUGAUGACGAUGAUGAUGACAGCAAAUCUGAGAAACCAGCAUAUCAUCCCAUAGGCCACUAUAGUCAGGUUUAUCAGCCACCGAGCAGGAAAGUCACAGAAGUCCCACAGACGAACCCUGUGAGCAGUCUGGGUGCGAGCCUGAACAAGGUACCCCACAAAAAUUCCAUCUCCUUGCGAGAACAAGAGGAACGCUUAAGCUCACCAACACACCGUGCUCUUCUUCACAGCCAGGUAUCUGGUGAUGGUACAGAAGAUCCCUCACUAACAGCUCUGAGGAUGAGAAUGGCAAAGCUGGGGAAAAAGGUGAUUUAACAGUUGUAAUGACGUGGAAGUAAAAUUUACUAUUCAAAGCAGAAUAAAGCUAAGAAGAGUUUCUUCAACACA